AUGUCGCUCGCAAACGCAACAAACCCGUACGCGCCGGGUGAGACGGCUGCAACUAUCUACGCCGAGGAAACUUGGCUACAAGGGAACCUGCUCAGCAACAUCGCCUACGGCGCCGAGCUUGUGCUCUUCGUCAUGUGCGCUCAUGUCCUCACACAACAGAUCUCGCGCUUCCACCGCACGCGUGAGAUGGUGCUGCUCGCAUUCGUCUCGGUGAUCUUCACCCUCGGGACACUCUUUAUGGGCGCACAGGCCAAAUUCACGCAGCAAGCGUUCAUUGAGAACCGUAACUUCCCUGGAGGCCCAGCAGCGUACGAGGAAGUCAUGUACUCAGAUCCGGUGGACGAAAUCGCGAAUGUGUGUUUUAUCGUUGGCAACUGGCUCAUGGAUGGGUUCCUAGUAUGGCGCUUCAUGGUGAUUUAUAUGGACUUCGGAAGGUCAUGGUUAGUGAUCCUUAUGGCCCUCCCAUGCAUGAUGCUAUGCUGCUCUGUCGGCCUCGGGAUCACGUUCCUCGUUCAGACAUCUGCCUCGUCACCCUUCGUAGACGUGAAUAUGACGCUCGCCUACUAUGUCAUGUCGCUCGCAUUGAACGUCAUUGUCACGAUCUUCAUCACGGGCCGGCUCAUGUUCUACCGCCACCGCGUCAAGCGCGCUCUCGGCGUGACGCAUGUUUCCACGUACGCAAACGCCGCGGCGAUCUUCAUCGAGUCAGCAAUGCUCUACGCUGUCUUUGCAAUCCUCUUUCUCGUCCCCUUUGGUCUGAAUAACGCACUAGGCAAUGUCUUUCUACAGACCGUCAGUCAAGUCCAGACGGUAUCGUCACUCAUGAUUGUCUACCGCAUUGCGCAAGGCCAGGCGUGGACGGAGAAAACGAAUGUUGAGGCACUCACGAGCGGAAUCAACCUGCAGCAGUUGGCAACUAUGCAGACUUCCAAGGACCCAAACACGCGCCCAGAGUCGAUCGCAUCGAAGGAUGAUGGUAGCACUGCUGCCACAAGCGAGCGUCGUGCGAACGUCUCGGAAAUGGUGUAAUUGUAUUGUUGAGUGAUCCUUGCUGUAUAGCAUGUCAUAGUUAUCGAGUAACGUUCAUAGUCUGUAGAUGACCCUGUGUUGUAUGUAACACGAUAUAUGAAUAAUGACAGUAAUGAUCAUCAUCUGUU
This is a messenger RNA of Postia placenta MAD-698-R-SB12, 1157 nucleotides long. RefSeq lists its product as hypothetical. The transcript has 4 exons. The record is from RefSeq and is a predicted model, not a curated record. Bases 1 to 1029 code for a protein of 342 amino acids. NCBI's taxonomy places the organism in Eukaryota, Fungi, Basidiomycota, Agaricomycetes, Polyporales, Adustoporiaceae.